CCCGGUUUUGACUGGUUGAAACCGGACUUUUUAAAUCUGAUUUUUUUUUUGUUGUUGAUUUUUUCCAGUUGUUUGUUUUUUUCCUUCAUAUCCAGCGCUGAGGCACUGGCUGCACUUGCAGGGAAAGUGCACUUAGAGCAGUAUCUUCAUUCAUGAAGCUACUUUUUAAUUUGAUGUAACUUUUCUUAUAAUUUUUUGGAAAUAUGAUGUAUCUGUUGCAUAUAGUUUUCACAUUAUUUAUGAAACUUAACAACCAUAUGAGAGUGAUUUUGAGUCCUGUGCAAUGAAGGUUGUAAUGGUAAAACAAAGUGGGGAAUGUAGAUCUCCAUCUCCAGGGUUGUGGGGUGAUGCCCCUGCAAAUACCCCUUUAGUGAGACAACUUGCACCUGUGUGUACCUUCUCUCUCUUUUACUUCUUUCCAAUUUUAUUUUAAACCAAAGUUUCUCUUUCUGAUAUUUUUUUAGUUGCUGCUACUGCUUCUGGGCAUGUCUCUCAUGCCAGUUCAAAGCCAACUUCUCCAUGUGUGAAAGUAGAGCAGAUGAUCCUAAGGAAAGGAGAGUUGGUUCCCACCAACAGCACAAAACACUGAGCGAGCAAAGGCUUUGGAACUUCGUUCUCCAGAUCCAAAAGUACUUUUCCAAGCCUUGGGUGUGUCAUGAGGGCAUUUCAGUCCAAGCAGGGAGCUUUUCUCCAGCAGCCCAGCAAAGUGGGACAAGGCAAGGAGGUGACAGUUCUCAUGGGACAGAGGGGCUGGGGCUUAGGAGUGGCUUCAGGGAGCAUGGAGAGAACUGAGGUGUGCCCACCUGGUGGGGAAGGUGAGAUGGAAAACAGCUCUUCUGGUUUAGCACAAAGCCUCAGUUGGGCACUGUCCUGGUCACUGCCCCUUGACUCAUCUCAUGCUCCCAGUUUGGGAAGUGGGUACUUGAGCAGAUUUGGUAAUGAGCUGAAAGAGGUGAGAGAGCUGAGAGAUGUUGGAAGAGAGAUGUGAACUCGGUGGUCUCGUUGGUCUCCUGGGAGGGAGCCCUGGAGGCCUCAGAGUCCUGUGGUCCUUCCCUUGUUCUCCCUGGGUCUGCAAGGGAAGGGUGAAACUCCUGAAGGAGGAUCCUCACCCGGCUGGUGACAGUUUGGGCAGUGGAAUGGCAGGAAUCUCCUCAGUUGCUGUUUGGUGGUUGUUUCCCUUAAUCCCCUGUGUUCCCCACAGCCAGAAUGUUGCAUUUCCUCAGUUUGCCUGCUGUGCCUCUUGCCCAGAGGAACUGAAGAAGGAAACUUGGUUCUCUUCAUUUAGUUGGAAAUAGAUUAAAACCUUUUAAAUAGAUUAAAACCCUGUUGUGGUGCUGCUCCUCUCACCUCCCUCCGUGUGGGGCUGCUCUGGUGGGAGCAGAGCUGGAUGAGCAGGGGCUGUGCUGUCCAUCUGUCCAUCUCCCCUGGAUUCCUGUCUUUGCCUCCCUUAGGUCAGCUCAUACUUAAAACAGUAUUCCCAUGGAAGUGGGGUCUGGGAUAAAGCCCCUUAAAAUAUUUCAGCCCCUUAAAAUAUUUCAGGUUCCUGAUUUGCAUUGGUGCCAUGUCCAGACCACGUGUGGGUUUUUCCAGCAGUGGGGAAUGGAGCCAUCCCUGCCUGGGGAGCUUAGGGGGGGCAGCUGCACUGGGAGGGAGGCAAUCCAAAAUUAUUUGGAUUCAUUCAAAUCAAGUAACACCACUGGGUGUUACUUAAACAAGUGGGGUUUUUUUAUACACAGAAUCUGAGCUUUACUGGUAAUUAUCUUCCUUUCAGAAGGAAAUUAAAAGUGCAGAGAGACAUUGUGAGCAAUUUGGUCUCGUGGAGGGUGUCCCUGCCCUUGGCAGGGGGUUGGAACUGUAUGGUCCUUAAGGUCACUUCCAACCCAAACCAUUCCAUGGUUCUGUGAUUUGGAAGUGAUGCCAGUCCCCUGGGAGCACCCUGCCUUCCUCAGCUGGGCUGGGGAGGGCAGGGCAUGGCUGGGUGGGCUGUGUCCAUCUGUCCAUCCUGCUGCUGCACCGUCCCACCCUCUGCUUCCCAACGUGACAGGGUGGGUCGGGCUGCAAGUGAUUAAAUUCUUAUUCUGUAGUUUAUCCAAAUCCUUAUGGGAAGCAAGAAUUCAGUGUGUCCGUCUGCUCUGCUCCUUGCUCUGCUCUUUCUCUUCCCUUUUUCUGUCUUUGCUGGCAGGAGAAGUAAGGAGAAAAAAAAAAAAAAGGGGGGGAAGUGACAUGCUAUGAGGAGCAAACAUUAUCUCCUAAAAUAAAACAUGGUCCCUUUUGGCAGUGAAGAUGCUGUCUCGGGGGAAAGCAGCCUGAAUUCCCAGAAGUGUGGCUUUUAAAGGCUCCCAGCCCUGCAUCUGCCUGUUCCGAGCCUCCCUCGCAGAGAUUUCUGAGAAAUCAGGCAUGCAGAUUCCUCCUGAGAGCGAGCCCUAAAGCCGGGAUGGCUCCACGUCUACGAGAACAUCUGGCCAAUAAAGGGAGACCUAAUGAAGCAGAACAGAUGGUGAGAGAAAACAGCCCUGUCGCUCCUUGGGAGCAGCAGGAGCCAGGGGAGUGGGGACAUUCCCAGGCUGGCAUUUCCUGGGCUGAGCUUUGCUCGUGGGUGCUUGAGAGCCCUCCUGUAGGGAGAGCAGCAGGGUGGCAGUCCAGAAGGACAGAGCAGCUUUAAAAGGAGCUGGGGGUGAGGGGUUUGUGCACUGCUUUUGUUGUUGGGAUGCAGCUGGAUGGGAGGUGGAAGCUGAGGAAGGUCUCUAAGCUGUGGAUUUCAGGUGCUGGGCUGUGCCUCGUGGUUCAGUGGAGGUUGGAUUGUACAGCUCUGAGGGUGGUGUGGAGCUGCUCUGCUCUGGUCUGGUGGAACCCAUGGAUGGUGCAGUCUAAGGAGAGGAGAUGCCACCCUGUGGCCUUUGUGACUUUUGGGGAUUGCCUUUGAACCUGCUCCAUGCUGAUUCCCUCCUGCUUUCCAUCCUGCCUCUGCUCUGGGGAAUUUGGGGUUGCAGGGGGUGAGGCGUUGCAGCAUCCAGAGUUUAUUUGCUGGCUGGGGUUCCCUCUGUGGCUUUGGGACAGUGUCACCAGAAACACCAGGUCCCUUGCUUGGGCAGGGCAUUGCCAUGUGCCAUGGGCGUGUUCCUGACAGGACAGCAGGGCAGGAUUGGGAUCUUUGGACUCUGCAAGCAGGAGUGGGGGCUCUCCAAUGAGAACUGAUGCUGUCCCACCAGGUUUUACAAGAAAUGCAUUUGCAGCACUCCUGGCUGCAGCCUGCAUGUAUCCAGUAAGCUCCUACCUCUCUCAUCCAGGUGCAUUCCCAAAGUCAGCUGUGUUCAUCCUAUGCCUUUCCCAGCCCUGCUCCUGGCCCUCCUCAUUCUCUCAGUGUCUUUGCUGUUUGAUUCCAAUGAAAGGAAAGCAGCCUUCGGCAUGAACAUCUUGGAAUGGGAGAGAUCUCUGGGGGAAAUCUCAGCAGAGUUGGAUUCUGCUGCUCCUACUUCCCUAAAAACUCUUGUGCUGCCCGUUCUGCCUCUGUUCUGGUGCUCAGCUGCAGCUCCAGUGUGGCAGACAGGGAGGGAAAGCACGUUCCUGCUUCAGGAGAUAACAAUCCCUGGGGAUUUGACUUCCAGUGGGGACAGCGUGAAGCCUUUGCUGUGUUCUGAACGACCGAGGGGCUUUGGCCUUGUCCUGCAGGGAUGCUGCCCUGCUCUCCUCACUGGCCCUCAGGGGCUGUGUCCCCAGCUCAGGCCAGGUGCUGGGAAGUGUCCUGGGGCUGGGACAUGGCUUGGCAAGCUGGGGACACAAAAGCCACUUUGCUCACAUGCUGCAUCCCAGCUCCGUGUCCUCCGUCCUCUCCUCCGCCCUUCUGCUUUGCACUCGCAGGGGGAAGGUGAUCUUCUGCCUUAAGCAUUCUUAUUUCUUUUUUAAUUUGAGUUUUUAUUCUAGAAGGCAAUCAGAUUGUUUUGUCUCCUUGGAAAAGAGGAGCUGGGGCUCCUGGGGGAAGAGUGGGAAAUCCCUACAGUACCUCUGCAGCAGUCACGGCUGGGCUCAGUGGCUGUCACCUCAUCAGACCUUGCCUCCUUUACAUGACCCCAUCCCAAACUCUGCACCUUGGGGCCAGCGUCCCCUGCUGCCACCGUGGGUCAAACUGGGGUGUCACCAUCCCUGGGGGCUUCAAUCCCAGGAAAAGGAGAGGGAAGGGACACAACACGGGCAGCUCCCCGAUGCUGACACCCCAGCCCUGUUCCCGGUGGGAGCCAAAGGCUCUCCUGGCCCGGGCACAGCCCUGGCACGGUGACCUGCAGCCUGACAGACCCUCAAGCUCUGUAAACCAAAUUGCAAACUCUUCACUCCAGAGGAGGAAUUGGGCAUCCUGGCAGAACUUGCCAUGACCUCUCCAUCCCGUAGGUCCUCGUGGCCAAGGAUCGGCGCUCGGAAGGGCCCGGAGUGGAAAUGCCAAAGUUCCCCCGGGCCCCCUGCCGCCUUCCUCUCCCCCUCCCCGCUGUGUUGGUCUAAAUGAUCUUUCUAUGAAGCCCUGUAGAUGUCAAAAGUAAUUAUGGAGUGUGAUUAGUCCUCUGUGGGUGCUUUUUUUCUUCCCCCCUCCUUUCUCUUUUGCUAUCCCCUUCUCCACUCCUCUGUUCUGGCUCAGUGGAAAAGGUGAGGACAAAGAAUUGCCGCUUGCUUGGACUCAUGAUGUAUCUGUGACUGCGCUUUUAGCUGUCUCCUCCUUCCUCCCCAAAUGGAUAUAAUUUUUGAAGUGUGGAAUUCCCUUCUUGAUAAGUAGGUUUAAAAAAAAAAUACUGCACAAUGUGAUACUGUUUCAUAGUUUCUAGGUGGUUGUAUACAGCAAAGUUACUGUGAUUGUGUUUUUUCAAAGGAAAAAGUGAUUGGUUACGAAAUCUGUCCUUUUUUCAUUAUUACAAGCUCUUUGUUUUCCAAUGAUCUGAUGGCUCUUUUGUCCCUGGUCUGUGUGUGUGUCUUCCCAAGUCCCCCCCCUGUGCUGCAUCCACCCCUGGAGCGCUGGCUCCUGCUGCUCUCGCUCUCUUGGGAGCUGUGGGAUGUCGCUGGUGGCUGGAGGUGGAGGACAUCCAUGUCCUGGGAGGAGGUGGAGGUGCUUGGAGGAGGGAGAUGUCUGAGGAGGGGUUGGAGGGGCUCGCUGGAGCAGCCCAGGUUUCCCCCCAGCUCACACCCAGCAUGCCAGGGGCUGGUGCUGGGGGAAACCUCCUGCCCAGACUGUGCUGUGCUGGCCAAAGGCUCGUGGUGCUUUUGGGAGCCUUUGGUUGCCUCUCUCCAGCUGAUCUCCAGUCCAAGGUGGUGUCCUGAGCACCAGCGGCUGAGCAGCCCAGCCCUGGGUUGUUUGGGGUCUGUGCUUUUAUUUUGCUCUUUAAAUCUCUUCAUUGCCUCUUGCAAUCAAUCUCUCUCCAGAAGAGAGCCCAGAGCCUUGAAAUCACUCUAAGCCUGUUGCUGCUCACAGCAGCCACUUCCCGGAGGUUUAAUCCCAGCCACGGCUCCCUGCUGGCAUUCCUGGCUGGUGGCAGGAGCCGGGCUGGUGGCAGGAGCCCUCCUGCUGCCCUUGCUUUGGCACCUCACCCCAGCUCCAUGGGGACGUCUCCCAGGCGUGUGUCACCUCCAGAGCCCAGGCAAAGGAGCCAGGAUCCCUUUCUGGAAUGGCCUGCAGGAGCCAUGGAGGGGAGCCCUCCGGCUGAGGCGCGGCGCCUGCCGCGGCCCCCCAAGCCGCACCCGCAGCGCGGCCGGAGCCCGGCCCCGCCGGAGCGCCCCGAGGCCCGCGGCCCGCACGCCGUCCUGGAGGGCAAGGUGAAGGCGCUGAAGGAGAAGCGGGGCGGGCGGCCGGGCACCCCCGCGGCCGCCCCCGAGCGCCCCUCGCCCAAGAAGGCGCGGCCGCGGCGGGGGAAGGCGGGCGCGGAGGAGCCGCGGGCGCAGCUCCGCACCUACCUGACGGACGGGCUGCUGGACGGGGGACAGCCCCCGCCCGCCCCGGGGCUCUGGAGGCUCCCGGCAGCCAGGGGAGAUGUGCCGGGAGGGGCCGAGCUUCCCCCGGAUAAGGGCAGCGGGUCCUGGCGCUGUGCCUCCCUCCGUGAGAGACCCUCCCUGGAUGAAGAGGCGCGGAGCCCGCUGCGGGACCGGGACCGGGAGCGGGAGCGGGAGCGGGGCCGUCCCUCUGUGCCCGCGGCCCGGAGCUGGGAGAGGCUCCCGCUGGCUGAGCGCGUGGAGAGGAACCGGCGGCUGCUGCAGGAGGUGCUGGGCCUCGCCGCUCCCGAGAUGCCAGCGAGCGAUGGGGACUGGGACUCGGGGGUUUCACUGCAGGAUGCUGAGGGCUGCAGGGCCUCGGUGGCCGGGCAGGAGCUGGAGCUGAGCCCGCGGCACGAGCAGGCCAAGCAGCUGCUGCAGCGCGCCCGCAUGAAGGCUCGCACCAACCCGCUGCGCGCCAGCCACGACAUCCUGCUGCUCCCCGCCGCCCUCCCGCAGCCCAGGGAGCCCGGCGGGAGGCCCAGCGUCGCCCCGCGGGACGGAGGGAGCCUGAGCGACUCGUCCAGCGGGGACUCGAGCUGCGGGCGGCCGCGGCGGCCGCGGGGACCGUCCCCGUCCCGCGUCCGCUUCGAGGACGAGUCGGCCCGGGACGCCGAGGUGCGGUACCUGGAGCGGCUGCAGCUGCGGCACCGCCGGGCGCUGGGCUCGGCCAUCGCCUCGCCGGAGCCGGCGGGCAGCAGGCAGCCGGGGGACGGCGCUGGCCAGCCCAAAGCCCGCAGCGGCGACCUCGUGGCCGGGGGCAAGUGCAGCGCCUGCGGCUCCUUCCUCGGGGCUGCCGCCGGCCGGGGCACGGACGCGCAAGCUGCCCCCGAGCCGGCCAAAAGUAGCCCUGCGGCACAAAGAAGCGUUCCAGGGGAUAGCAGAGGGACGGGCGCUGCCCAGACAGAGCCUAAAAUCAGGCCUCUGGGCCCCGGAGGGUCCCCGCUGUGGAUCCUGCCCUCCCGGCAGCGCAUCCACACCGAGAAGAUCAAGGAGACCUACAUCGGGGAUGUCACCUACAUCGACGAGGUGGACUCGGCCCUGGAGAGCACCGACACCUCGGACGGCUGCCGGACGGACAGCGAGGAGGCAGGACCGCGCAGCCCCCACCUGCGGGGGCACCGGGACCCCCGCGCCCGCGGGCACAGAACUGCCCGCGCUGCCCCGCAGCCGGAGGCCAGGGCCAGGAAGGGAUCGGGUGUGCCCAGCGGGGACCCCGAGCACGGGGACUCGGGGCCGCUUUGCCCCCCAGCACCGGGAAGAACCAGCAGCCGGGAAGAUGGGGAGCCCCAUCAACACCUGGGGGGCAGCAAGGGAGUGGGGAACGCAGCUCGCCCCCCGCAGCAGCCCAGUGAGCCCCUGGAGCCUUCCUCGCAGCUGAGGACCAGCACGCCCAUCCCAGGCACCCACGUCCCUGCUCCCCCUCCUACCAAGAAGGCCUGCGCCCAGGUGCCUUGCAGGAAAGCCCUGUUCUCCACCGGCAGCCGCCAGGCGCCGAGCCAAGGAGUGCGGGGCCCGGAGCCGGCUGCUGGCAGCGCAGCCCCACCGCAGCCCGGGGGCACGGCGGGGCCGGCCGGGCGGCGGAGUCCCUGCAGCCCCCGCUGGCUCCCGGGGAGCCCCCUCCGUGCCUUGUCCACCAACAACUGCAACAACACCCACGGGCAGGACGGCCCGGGGGCGGGCAGAGGGGCACUGUCACACCCCGCUGGCAGCGCUGUCACCGCCGUGCCCCCGGAGGCUGCUCAUCCUGCCGGGGAAGGUGCCGGGAUGUCGGGAGCGCAGCCCCAGCGGCUCCCGGCUGGGAAUGCGAUGCAUGGGGAGCCGGGCCGGCCCGUGAGCCGCAAGGGCAGCAGCGCUUCGGCCUCGGCGCUGAAGAAGCUCCUGUGCAGCCUGAGCCAGAGCACCAAGCAGCGCCUGGGCCGCUUCCGCUGCUACAGCAUGGAGCAGCUGCCGGCCCCCGGCGGCUCCCCGCAGGGCAGCCCCGGCGUCAGGAAGUCACCGUCCCUGCAGUCGCUGCAGCUGGUGUCACCCUUCUGCCAGCCCCAAAAAGCUGCCUCUAUCCAGAGCCUGCAUCCCCAGCUGGGGAAGGCAUCUCGUGCCAGUGCCUACCUCCUGCCCCAGAGCACGGCUGACAGGAAGGGGGGCUCGGGGCCGCAGCGCUCGCUGAGCGUGGAGGAUAUCGGGGCGCCGGGCCAGCUGCGCGCGGUGGGCCGCGUGGUCGAGGUGUUCCCCGAUGGCACCAGCCAGCUGGAGCUGCAGCGACCGCCCCACGGCGCCUUCGGCUUCUCCGUCACCUCCGGACACGGCCGGCCCGACACAGGUGUCUACGUGCAGGAGAUGGCGGAUGCUGGCACGGCCAAGCUCUACGCGGGGCUCCUGGGCGUGGGGGACGAGAUCCUGCAGGUCAACGGCGCGGCCGUCUCGGGGCUGGGGCUGGCCCGCAUCCGGCAGCUGCUGCUGCAGGCCGACAGCCUGGCCCUGCGUGUGCUCCGGCAGCGCCCGGCGCCGCGCUAGCCUGGCACGGCUCCCGCCAGGCCGGCAAGAGAGGAGGAGGAUGGCCCGGUGAUGGGAGGAGGAACAGGGCCCAGUGAUGCCCCAGGGUGCUGCAGAAUGGCAUGGCAUGGACCAAGCUGGCUCGCAGCGCCAGGACCUGCCCAGCUCCACUGCAGUGGCUUUCCUUGUGCCCCUGGGAGAGUGUGGGACCAAGGACCCCCAGAGUCUGCAGGAGCUGCCCAGGUGUGAGGGACAGGGGACAGCCUGGCCCCAGCAGAGCCGGGUGGGUCUGUCCUGCUGGGCACUGGGGUGACCAGCAUGGGGACACGCCAUCUCCGUGACCCCAGGAGACACAGGGCUUCCUGCCAGCACUGCCACCUUGUGCUCGAGGGCUGGUGAGGUUCUUUUAAGUUAUUUCAAACUGAAACCCAAAAAUACAUCUCUGCAAUAACAAAACAGUGCCCUUGGCUUGUGGCAUGGAGGGGUUGGGGUGGCGCUUGUGGCCUUGGGGGCCCUGGGCAGGUAGGCAGGGGGGCUCAGCCACCUGCAGGGCUCCUUGGGGAUUUUGAGGGGCUCUUUUUUCCAGCCAUGGAAGGCAAAACACAUCCUUGGAGUGUUUCCAGCAGCAAUGGCUGCCCUCUGCACAGUGGUGCUCCACAUCUGGGCACAGCUGCCCACAAUGCUGAGGUGACCCCAGAAACUGCAGAUGCUGCUUAUGCCUCAAAAACCAGGAUGGUGAUGCCUGGCAAAUGCUAGUGGGAGAGCUUUUCCCACUCCCUGCUGCCAGGAGACCCCGAGCUUGUUCCGGGAGCAAGAGUCAGGCAAGGAGGAGUGGAGAUCUACGCUGCUGCACCUUUAUUUAGUGUUAAAGGGAAGGGCACCACCAGCGACAGAAAAGCAAAUGUACACGAGGAAAGGGACCAGAGACACUCGGGUGGCUUGAGGUGAUGUCAGCACUGGGCCACCCCCUGGACUACCAAAGGAGCCCUCCUACAUGGGAGUCAUUCCCGAAGGAUGCACAAACACGCUGGAAUUAACACGGGGAUCAGAGGUGUGCAAACAGCAGCCAGCAGUGAGCCCUGCUCCCUGCCCAGACCCGUGCUGCUGGGAACUGCUCCUGGAGAGCUACAGACCCACGGAGUGGCACGGACACUGCUACAGCCAGCCCUGGAAAGCAGACCCCACCUAUGCCCUGCAGGGGUGCUCUGCAAGGAUAGGGAGCCACUGGACUCGUGAGUGCGGGUGGGCGCCGAGGCACCACGUGUGCGUUACUGAGGAGCAGCCGGGAUCCAUCCCGGGAGGCUCCGUCCGGGAGGCUCCGUCCGGCCCCGCCCGGCUGCGGAAGGCACGGAGCCGCCGGCUGUGCAGGCAGUGCCUGCGGGAGGGACAGGGGGCCCAGCAGACCUCGGAGGGAGCCACGAAGGCGGCGGGGGGAGGAGUGUUCAGUUCCGGAGGUAAAGCCGUGCGGUGGCAAGAUUCUAAGGCGGCGGCGGGGGGGAUGAUUUUGGGGGUGAUUUGCAAUUUCAGCAGAAGUCUUUGCGUCAGUGCCAAUUAACUUCCUCCCCCAGCCCCAUCUGGGAGCCAUAAGCCAGGCUGUGCUGAGUCUUUUCAUGUUUGCAACUCAAAAUAUGGGAGCAGACUGGAGUAAGAAACCGUUUUUGCUUUCCUCAAGAGUCACCCCCCAUCCCACAAUUGGUGCUUGCAGCACGGUCCCUCUGCCCAGGUGAGCUUUUUUCACCACAUUUUUGGUACUGCCCACCUGGCUACUCCACAUUCCCUGCAGGGAAUCCAACACUGCUGAGACAACUGGAGUGACAAACAACUGGGAGGUGACAAAAGGACUGGGAAGGAAUAUGGAAACAUGAUCCUAGCUUCGAAUCUCCUGCCUUUUGGUUGCUUACAACA
Messenger RNA from Passer domesticus (house sparrow), 10401 nucleotides. Its product is annotated as KIAA1614 ortholog. Lineage: Eukaryota; Metazoa; Chordata; Aves; Passeriformes; Passeridae. Bases 5575 to 8517 code for a protein of 980 amino acids. The record is from RefSeq and is a predicted model, not a curated record. Gene Ontology annotation, cellular component: apical plasma membrane; cell cortex; nucleus. The transcript has 11 exons. Gene Ontology annotation, molecular function: protein binding. Gene Ontology annotation, biological process: regulation of cellular localization; establishment or maintenance of cell polarity; centrosome cycle.